Hemibagrus wyckioides is the source of this 783-nucleotide messenger RNA. RefSeq names its product troponin I, slow skeletal muscle-like. Bases 1 to 543 code for a protein of 180 amino acids. Gene Ontology annotation, biological process: muscle contraction. The record is from RefSeq and is a predicted model, not a curated record. Lineage: Eukaryota; Metazoa; Chordata; Actinopteri; Siluriformes; Bagridae. The transcript has 6 exons. Gene Ontology annotation, cellular component: troponin complex.
AUGCUGCAUUUGUGUAAACAGAAACCCAAGAUCACGGCAUCCCGAAGGUUGUUCCUGAAGACUAAAAUACUGAAGAAAGCAAGUUCACUGCUGGCAACUGAGAAGGAAGAGAAACAGAGGGAGAGAGAAAGAGUCCUGAGUGAGAGAGUUCCUCCUCUGCAAGUCUCUGGCUUGUCCUUGCAGGAGCUACAGGCACUAUGUAGAGAACUCCACCAAAAGAUUGACAGGAUAGAUGAAGAGAGAUACGACGUUGAAGUCAAAGUGGGCAAAAAUGACAAAGAGAUCGCAGAACUGGCCCACAAAAUCUCUGAACUCAAAGGGAAGAUGAAGAGACCUGCCCUGAAGAGAGUGAAGAUUUCAGCUGAUGCCAUGCUCGGUGCUCUUCUGGGAUCCAAAGUCAGGGAGUCUGUGGACUUUAAGGCCAACCUCAAAACAGUCAAGAAAGAGGAAGAGAAGAAGGAGGAGGUGACUGACUGGCGUAAAAACGUGGAGGCCAUGUCUGGUAUGGAGGGCAGAAAGAAGCUCUUUGAUGCUGGACAAUGAAACCGGCACUGCUAUGUUUCAACAUCUCAAUAAAAACAAAGUGCAAAUCAACACUGACUGUAAUCAUUUCUGUGAUCAUUUAUUCACACGGAUGUUCACGUGACUUGCUUGAUGAUAAAUCUACGACGUAUUAUAUGACUUCAUGUUCGUCUGUUUUUUCGCUUUGGUUCAUGAUUUCCCGCCCAUGAUGCUGUUUGACUGCAGGUUUAUGAUGCUGCACACAGAAAUCAUUACUACCUA